ACUUCGGCUACCAUGUCAUCAAAGAAAGAGUCCAACGUGACAUCGAUGAACGAGAAUCAAUUCAUGCAGGAAGCCAGCAAGCUGCUGGGAAUUAUGCAGCAGCAACUGCAGGGAACCUUGAUGGCUCUUGUUAAGGCUGCUUCCACGCCGGCCAAACGAGGUAAGGGGCCGCCGGAUGCAGAAUUACUAAAAACGUACAAGUCGAUGUACCAGUGUGCGUUGCGAAUGGAAGACAAGGCAGAGUUAAUAAUCACCAACCUCCUACAAACGCUGCGACAGUUGAAUAGGCUUCACGUGGGAACUCAGAGCAAAGCCAGAAGCUAGCACACUGAGACGUUAGGUGUGCAUUCGUGUUACCUGGAAUCGUAGCUGUAUUUCUUGUAGUGUGUUGUUGGCUUCAUCAUGAUCGUGUACAUUACAUUUUGGACUUGCCUUAAUAAACUUCUCUAAAAGACAAGUAGUUGCUUGAAAAUAUGGAGUGCUAUUCUAGCCGGCGUGAAUAAAAACAGAACUGUUUUUAUUCACUCCUAGAUUCUCACAUCCAUUGCAGAUUGUGAAGGUUGUGUCAGUGCGCUGUAAUGUGGUAUUCUGUGAUAACCAAGACUGCUCCAAUCAAACCGUGUAUAUUUAAAUAAAGAAAUGUAAGAUUUUUAUAUGGA
Messenger RNA from Priapulus caudatus, 659 nucleotides. RefSeq lists its product as uncharacterized. NCBI's taxonomy places the organism in Eukaryota, Metazoa, Priapulida, Priapulimorpha, Priapulimorphida, Priapulidae. The record is from RefSeq and is a predicted model, not a curated record.